UAGUACGUACGAGCCUUGUUAUUUGUCAUGUGUAGUACUACGUAGUCCUCAAGUGGAAGGAUACAAGGAUCCUAGAAACGAGGAGGCAACGGACGUCCUGUAGUGCAAGGCUCGAUGCUAGUUGCCCCUUUGCGCAUGUGGAUGUGUUGGUAUCGUUGGUCUCCAUCCGUGGAUUGGAACGAGGAUGCUGGAAUGGAUCUGAAUCUCGUUUUCUCAACCUCCAAGUGUCAAUCCUCAGUUCAUGGCAAAACCCCGACAAGGAAGCAAAACUUGGCAGUCAGAGGAUCCCAUUGAACCAAUUCGCAUCUCAGUCGACCGACAACGAGAUUUAAGUCUACUCUUGUUCGUAAUUAAGUGCCUUGGAGCUUCAUUGAAUUAUUCAAGUGAUUUUUUUAUUGAUAUGGCAUCAAAACUGACACACAAAAGCCUCAAGAUCUUGUGCUAACAAUCGGGAUGCAAAUCGUAAAGGCCUUGGUUGUGCUUCUUCUCCCUUCAUUUCCUCUCCUCACAUUCGUUCAUUGCUUGGAAGUUGAUUCUCCUGAAGUUGUGGAGACUAAUGGAGGCGAAGCCCAAUCCUGGAGUAUUCCGUCCAAGACAGAACAACUCAUUCGAAGGAAGAAGGAAGCAUUAAAGCUUCUUUUUAACAGUACAGAUCGGAAAGUUCCCAUUAUUUAUAAUCGCAAUAGCGACUUGUUUCAACAAUACUUGACAGCCAGAUUCACGAGAAUACCUGGGGAAGAAGAUGCGUCUUCCGAGGCUUCGAGCGAAUCUGAAGAUCGGACAGAAAGAAAUUUGGACGUCACCACCAUCACUUCCUGGGGAGGACCCGACGAGUCCUUAGCCGAGCAAUUAGUCUUCAAGCCCAAGGCAAGGCAGGUGAAGAAUGUCUAUGUUCACCCUCGAGUGAGAAAACAAUCCCAAAAGAUGAUUGACAUUGAUUCCAAUCCGCCGCCUUUUGAACAACAAGAUUUCUCAGCAUAUGUCACUCUAAGAACUGAGACGGACCUCGAGGCCGCCCCUGCCAAACGAUCCUCUUCCAAUCCUGUCAGAGAUGAGCUCCGAUCUUUCAUCCAACAACUCCAAAGCUUGGAUAAUUUUGAAUCGGUGAAGCUGUCCACGAUAUUGCCUCAAGAAUCUAACUCUCUGAGCAAAGAGGCUCGACCAGAGGAGUUCGAAGAGGAUACCAACGUGACGUUCUUUCACAAUGGGGCCGAUGAUCCAGGGUUAGAGGGACAAUUCGUGAUUUCCGAAGCGGUUCCCACCACUCACUUGAAAUCCGAGCCAACCAAGCCGACGGUGUACAAGUAUAAAGAAGAUAAAACGUACAACAUUACUAAUUAUGCCACCGACUUCCAGGAUGCGAUCCUGCCGGAGAGGAUUCAACCUUCCUCUAAUUUUCAGCGGUCAGCCCAACCUCGUCCCACUCAUAUUCCUUCCCUACAAGGGUCUUUGAUCCAUCCAAAUGCAAAAGAACUUGCUCAUGAACAUAAUCAAUCCGUCAAGGAUGGCAAGGUGAAAUCAGAUAAAGCUCGGAAAUUGACGAAUGUCGUCCAAAUUGGCGGGACCUUGUACCGCAGCCCCAACCCUAUCCAAGCACACCCAACGCCUUCCGUGAACUCAUUCCAGCAAUCCACUUCCCAUCAUCAUAGUUUUCCAACAACCCCAUCUCCCGUUCAAGUCACUUAUGAACCCGAUCCCGGCUUUAAAUUGGCCCCUCAAUCCCCACCUCCACCCGAUUUAUAUUCAAACCAACCCCAGGGAUAUUCGCCUUCUCAAACUGCUCCAAAUCCAAGGCCAAAUUAUGAGUUCCAGACAUCCCCGAGUCCCCCCAGAAGUUAUUACUUUGAAGCAACUCCUACCCAACCUUCUUCUCCAUCUCAAGGGGUUUCUUCCUCAGCAGGUAUUUUGUACCGGCAAGGCUUUGGAACGACACCUGAAGCGUUUGCCAAAGACGAGGUUGUCAAGAUCAACACCGAAUCCCCUAUUUUUACCUAUAAGCAACCCCAGAGGUUGACCACACCCAAGUAUUACAUGAAGUUGGUGACAGAUCAACCUUACACCCCUCAGCCUAUUGCCAUCACGGUGCCACCCCCUGCUCCCACACCACCACCACCCGAACCUGUGCACCCAGACCACCAACCCGAUGUUCCCACCUCAAGUCCAGUUUACUAUAAACCCUUACCGUCCGUUCAAGGCUUCCUUGUCCAAGACUCUCCUAACCCAUCCAAAUCCCCGCCUUCGUUCAAGUCAUACCAAAGUCCCGCACCUUCUCCCAGCUAUUACAAAAAGCCCUUAUCCUCAUCCUCUGAUUCCUCAAUUGAAGCGGAUGCCUCAAACGAAUAUCAUGCUCCCGCCCCAAAGUUCGUGAAACAUAUCACUGAGAGUUCCCCAUAUCCUCAUAUUUCGACCAAGGUCCCAAACCAGCCUCUUGGGUACAACAAGGAAGUCGAGAAUACAACUCCGUAUCCUUUGGUGUAUGGGUUUAAACCCGUGGUCAAUAGGUUUUAAAAUCCAAGCUAGGUAUUCCACGUUGGAUUGCUCCUCAAUGAUGCCAUUACUGUGGUUGUUAUUUGAUGUCAUUUAUCACAUUCGAUGAUUCAACACACAAAAUAAUCACGAUUGAAAAUGA
Tigriopus californicus is the source of this 2629-nucleotide messenger RNA. RefSeq lists its product as uncharacterized. The record is from RefSeq and is a predicted model, not a curated record. Lineage: Eukaryota; Metazoa; Arthropoda; Copepoda; Harpacticoida; Harpacticidae. Bases 454 to 2508 code for a protein of 684 amino acids. The transcript is spliced from 2 exons.